Messenger RNA from Lentinula edodes (shiitake mushroom), 920 nucleotides. RefSeq names its product signal transducer. Bases 107 to 730 code for a protein of 207 amino acids. The record is from RefSeq and is a predicted model, not a curated record. Gene Ontology annotation, molecular function: GTP binding; GTPase activity. Gene Ontology annotation, biological process: small GTPase-mediated signal transduction. The transcript is spliced from 4 exons. Lineage: Eukaryota; Fungi; Basidiomycota; Agaricomycetes; Agaricales; Omphalotaceae.
AGCGCUUGAGCGAUCACAUGCAUUCCUGAAUCCUAAAUCCCAAAUUGGCAAUCAACACUGCUGCCUGCUUCCACCUUGUCCAACUCGACGUUCGUCACAUAUCGCUAUGGAUAAUUCUUAUCAAUCCCAGUCAUCGUCGCCUCGUCGGCCAGAUAUGAAAAGGAAACUUGUCGUAGUAGGAGAUGGUGGAUGUGGAAAGACUUGCUUACUGAUCGUGUACGCGGAAAAUCGGUUUCCAGAGGCUUAUAUCCCAACAGUAUUCGAAAACUAUGUGACACAGGUGCAAUUUGAAGGGAAGGAGAUAGAGUUGGCGCUAUGGGACACUGCAGGGCAAGAAGAAUAUGACCGAUUAAGACCGCUCAGCUACCCAGAAAGCGAUGUUAUUCUCAUUGUGUUUUCCAUUGAUUUUCCAACCUCUCUUGCCAAUGUCCAAGACAAAUGGUAUCCUGAAGUGGCACAUUUCUGCGAAGGCACACCCCUCAUCCUGGUCGGAACCAAGACGGAUUUGCGAAGCGACGACCAGACGAAACGUAUGCUCGGAGCUCAGGGUCAAACACCAAUAUCACCUCAGCAGGGUGCUGCUAUCGCGAAGGAGAUUGGCGCGAAAUACAUCGAAUGUUCAGCAAAGACCGGGAGGGGUGUACACGACGUUUUCAAUCUUGCUCUCAAGGAGAGCAUGAAAGGGCGAUGGGGGAAAAUUGUCAAGAAACGGCGCUGUAUCAUCGUAUAACCUUUCACUUUCAACGUUUCCUCCUCCUUGCUCGCGCUGAUGACGAACGGAUACGCGCAUGGACACGACUUUGAUAUCUAUCUGCUGCUUUGCAUCUUAUUUAUAAUAUUCUACUUGCAUAUGCUUCAUAUUUCACCACAAUACCUGCCUCCAAUUCAAGCAAAAUUAGACGCAACGUCAGGCAAUGUCG